Messenger RNA from Fusarium fujikuroi IMI 58289, 204 nucleotides. RefSeq lists its product as uncharacterized. The coding region runs from base 1 to 204 and encodes 67 amino acids. The transcript has 3 exons. Lineage: Eukaryota; Fungi; Ascomycota; Sordariomycetes; Hypocreales; Nectriaceae. The record is from RefSeq and is a predicted model, not a curated record.
AUGGCUGCCAUGAACUUGUAUGUCGAGAACAUCCACUCGCCUCCACCGCCUGCUCUGCUGGUAACCGCGGACAGCUCGUCGACGCCGUAUCUAAAUGGCUAUGCUGCAAUUGCAGCUGCGGCUGGCAGAGUAUGGCUAUCAACACCAACUGUCCCGAAUGCGGAACUCAUCGUUGCAGCAACUGCACGUACUCUUAAGACAUGA